Molecule: messenger RNA, 1311 nt
Organism: Penicillium diatomitis
Lineage: Eukaryota; Fungi; Ascomycota; Eurotiomycetes; Eurotiales; Aspergillaceae
Product: metalloendopeptidase WSS1
Exons: 2
Coding region: 1-1311 (436 amino acids)
Source: RefSeq, a predicted model, not a curated record
AUGCUCGAGUUGGAUCCACUGAUAUCAGAAUACCGCCAUGAGAAAAAACGUCCGCGCGAGUCCGAGGCACUUUUCAUCUUGCGCAAGGUCGCCUCCCUUGUCAAGCCGAUCAUGCGUCAGCGGUCAUGGAGAGUUGGCGCUCUGUGCGAAUUCUAUCCUUCACAGAGAAAUCUUUUAGGUCUGAAUGUCAACCAUGGUCAGAAAAUAUGUUUGAGGCUACGGUAUUCCUCAGACCAGCGGCAAUUCUUACCCAUCGAGCAAGUUGUAGAUACCAUGCUACAUGAGCUAUGUCACAUUGUACACGGGCCGCAUGACAGAAAGUUUCAUGCACUGUGGAAUCAGCUUCGAGAUGAGCACGAGGAGCUCGUCAUGAAAGGCUAUACAGGAGAGGGAUUCUUAUCCCAAGGCAAGCGCCUCGGUGGGAGUAGAAUUCCUCUUGACGAAGCCCGUCGACGAGCACGUGCAGCUGCUGAGCAGCGGAAAGCUCUGGCCAAGAAUUCUGGCAAAAGACUCGGUGGUGCACCGGUUCUGCGUGGCACAGAUAUGCGCAAGCUGCGUGCCGAUGCAGCCCAACGUCGCCUCGAAGUCACGAAUGGGUGCGCCUCGGGCACGGAUCGAAGCGACGAGCUUGCCGAAGAAGCUUCACGGAAUGGAUUCAAAACCAAAGCAGAAGAGGAUGAUGCCAAUGAGCAGGCAAUAUUGCAAGCCUUCAUUGAACUAAUCCAAGAGGAAGAAAGAGAGAAAUACGGAAAGUCCUAUAUACCUCCUAGCCGUGAGAAUCCCGCCGGUCCAAGAGAGAAUGAUCCUGCAGAUCAGUCUGAGACAGGGACGUCUGAUGACGAACUACGGCCGGCCCGUGAUCCAGAGCAAGCCCUACCACAGCGCUCCGGUGCAGACAACAUUUCCUAUGAUUCGCCGUGGACGUGUACGACUUGCACUCUAACGAAUCCUCCUAGUUUUCUUUGCUGUGAUGCGUGUGCCGCGGAAAGACCCCUGCCAUCAACUACUACAACUACAACUGCGAUUGCAGAUACAGUGACCCAAAGCAAGGCAACUUCACACCCAGCCACGGCAACUCAAAACGCAAAGAAACGACCUUUGCAGGAUGAUCGCGACGAAGGCAAAGAUGAAGGCACUGCAAAAGGAAACUUUGCUUUCAAAAACAGGACUCGGGCUAUGGAUUCCUUACUCUCAAUCGAGAAGAACACGAGCAAGCGACCACUUGGCUGGCUAUGCGAUCGAUGUGGGAGCUUUAUGGAGACACACUGGUGGACUUGUUCCGCUUGUGGGAAAUUGAAAGUGUCAUCCUAA